AUGGCAGAAAAUAAGGAGCAGCAAUCACCUUACCCUUUGGCACCUGCAGCUAAUGGCUAUGCAAGAAGUGACACUGAAUCAGCAUACCAUGAUGCAAGAGAAUUACGAAAAAGGAAACGUAAGAAAUGUUUACUGUAUAUUGUUCUCUUUGUUGUGUUUCAAACUGGGAUCAUACUGCUUUUUGCCCUAACCGUGAUGAAUAUCAGAACUCCCAAGUUUCGCGUGCGUUCAGCAGCUUUUGAGAACUUCAAUGUUGGACCACCAACAAACCCUUCAUUUAGUUUAAGGAUAAAUGCAGAGUUUGGCAUCAAGAACACGAAUUUUGGGCACUUCAAGUACCAGAACAGCGCUGUUUAUUUCAUCUAUGGUAGCGUGAAGGUUGGCGAAGUGGUGGUGCAGAAGGCACGGGCCAAAGCGCGGUCGACAAGGAAGUUUAAUGCUGCGGUGGAAUUGAGUUUUCCGGAGAAUUCUCAGCUGAGAAAUGAUUUGAAUUCUGGUUUUGUGCGCCUUAUUAGCCAAUCGAAACUCAGGGGAAAAGUGGAGUUGAUGAAAGUGCUUAAGAAAAAUAAGUCUACUGAUAUGAAUUGUUCCAUGGACAUUGUGACUGCUACACAACAACUGACGAAUAUUGUGUUUUGUGUACUUAUGUUUCUUCCACCGCCGGCGGCGGCUGGUGGAGGGGAUGGAUGUACUUUGAGAUUUGAUGCUCACCUAUUUGGUCUUUCUUUGUCAAAUAUUUUUCUUGAUUUCCAUUAUCUAUAUUGCAGGAUUAUACUAAGUUCUAUGGUGAAAAUAAGGAUUAUUCUUGGACCUUUAUUCAUAUUUGAGAGUUAA
Messenger RNA from Olea europaea var. sylvestris, 834 nucleotides. Its product is annotated as late embryogenesis abundant protein At1g64065-like. The record is from RefSeq and is a predicted model, not a curated record. Gene Ontology annotation, cellular component: plasma membrane. The transcript is spliced from 2 exons. NCBI's taxonomy places the organism in Eukaryota, Viridiplantae, Streptophyta, Magnoliopsida, Lamiales, Oleaceae. The coding region runs from base 1 to 834 and encodes 277 amino acids.